UGCGCACUUCCUCAGAUAUAUUCGCAAAACUAAGCAUCUAUCUUCUAACUGGGUAGGAUCAUGCUAAUAUAGACAGUAUGAGCUUUUAUACCCGUCCUCGUUACAAUUCCCGUCUUCAUGCACGUAAAAAACUAAAGACAACCGCUAAGCGGAACAGAACUCUUUCGAAAUACAUACUUUCCGGUUGCUGCGCCCGCCCGUAUGAGAGCUGCCACGCCGCCUUUCCCGGGACCCUUGGCGCCUGCCUGCCGACGCGCUCUGAUUCGCCGUUUUGAAAGCAACGGCGUGGUGCCAUUGGUGCGUUGGAAGCGGCUCAGCGCGGUUAAUUUGACUGCCGUCUCUCGGCCUUUGGCUUGCAAAGUUGAGCGCUUAAGUUUGCAAGAAAAAUCAGAAGAGCGCCUGAAGUUGGCUUAGGCUGCGCGGGUCUGGUCCGAUCACACAGCAAUGGAUGACUAUACAAAAAUAGAGAAGAUUGGUGAAGGAACUUACGGUGUUGUAUAUAAAGGAAAACACAAAGCUACGGGCCAGGUGGUCGCCAUGAAAAAGAUCCGAUUAGAGAGCGAAGAAGAAGGCGUUCCCAGCACUGCCAUCCGUGAGGUUUCCUUAUUGAAAGAGCUUCAUCACCCCAAUAUAGUCUGUCUUCAGGAUGUGCUUAUGCAAGAUUCCAGGCUCUACCUUAUCUUUGAAUUUCUUUCGAUGGAUCUCAAGAAAUACUUGGACUCUAUCCCAUCUGGACAGUAUCUAGACCACAUGCUUGUUAAGAGUUACUUGUACCAAAUCUUGCAAGGUAUCGUGUUCUGUCAUUCAAGAAGGAUUCUGCACAGAGACCUGAAACCUCAGAACUUGUUAAUAGAUGACAAUGGAGUAAUCAAACUGGCUGACUUUGGGCUGGCUCGAGCUUUUGGUAUCCCCGUGCGGGUUUACACACAUGAGGUAGUCACCCUGUGGUACAGAUCCCCAGAAGUGCUACUAGGCUCUGCACGUUACGCAACCCCUGUGGAUAUAUGGAGCAUAGGCACCAUCUUUGCCGAAAUGGCAACCAAGAAACCGCUCUUCCACGGGGACUCUGAAAUCGACCAGCUCUUCAGAAUUUUCAGAGCACUGGGGACACCCAACAACGAUGUGUGGCCCGAAGUCGAGUCUCUGCAAGAUUACAAGAACACGUUCCCCAAGUGGAAGCCCAGCAGCCUGUCGUCACAGGUCAAAAACCUGGAUGAAGAUGGCCUGGACCUGCUUUCUAAAAUGUUAAUCUACGACCCUGCAAAGAGAAUUUCUGGUCGCACGGCCCUGAACCACCCAUAUUUUGACGACUUGGACAAAUCUAAACUUCCAGCCAGUCGGUUCAAGAAAUGCUAAUCGCCCUAAAAGCACCCAAAUGAGUUUUGGGUGGGGGGGGGAAGAUACUAAAACUUGGUGGUAUUUUCACUAUCACACUUCCUCUAACUUCUGUUUUAUAUGUGUCUGUCUUUGUCCUGUUCUGUCACCCUAGCCCUGUUUAAUAGAGUGCUCCGGUUUCAGUGUAAAUAUUAACCUAUUCACUACCGAAUAAAGUUGUAAGCUGUUAAUGCAACACAUAUUAUUAUAAAUAAAUGGUUUAAAGACA
This is a messenger RNA of Heteronotia binoei (common prickly gecko), 1603 nucleotides long. It is a transcript of the gene CDK1, whose product is annotated as cyclin dependent kinase 1. Gene Ontology annotation, cellular component: nucleus. The transcript is spliced from 8 exons. Gene Ontology annotation, molecular function: RNA polymerase II CTD heptapeptide repeat kinase activity; cyclin-dependent protein serine/threonine kinase activity; ATP binding. Bases 445 to 1356 code for a protein of 303 amino acids. The record is from RefSeq and is a predicted model, not a curated record. Gene Ontology annotation, biological process: G2/M transition of mitotic cell cycle; mitotic G2 DNA damage checkpoint signaling; protein phosphorylation. NCBI's taxonomy places the organism in Eukaryota, Metazoa, Chordata, Lepidosauria, Squamata, Gekkonidae.